Messenger RNA from Striga asiatica, 2848 nucleotides. NCBI's taxonomy places the organism in Eukaryota, Viridiplantae, Streptophyta, Magnoliopsida, Lamiales, Orobanchaceae. The record is from the annotation of a GenBank genome assembly.
UUGAUAAAAGGGUGAAAAAAAAAAAAAGAAUCUUUAAUGAGUGAACUUUUUCUUUUGGCCCUGUUCAUAAAUCUACCAUAAAGUCAUAAUGUACUUUUUGGGCUCCAGAUUUAUGACAUCCUUUUAGGUGUCCUCCCUGUGCUUGUAUUCUUGAAUUUAUGAAAAAAAAAAAAUAUCUUGAAACAAAAUUCUUGAUAUGCUAAAGCUCAGUCAAGGAGUCCAUGUUGAUGAAAGGAUUACAUAAAAAUUCGAUCUUUGAUACUUCUGUGUAACAAUCUAAUAGCAACUUGAGCCUCUUUAUAGAUUCUUUUACUCCCUGCAUAAUCCAGUUUUUUCUUAGGAGCUAUAUAAGUUCUUUGCAGUUAGUUACAAUUUGAAAUCCAUAUUUGGUUACACAGGUCUUCUAAAUUUGGUUCUGAGUUUCAGCAGUUUGUUUGUCUUUGUCUGUGGAAACUCUAUUUGGUGUUGUCUGAGGAUCUCUUGGUAAUGGAGGAAGAUAUUAUUCUUCCUCCGAGCACGAUUCUCGAUACACCACCCGACGCCUUCAUGGAUGAACUCUUACUCGAAGGCUGUUGGCUCGAAACAAACGAAUCCGAAUUCUCGCAAUUCAAUCCCUCGACCCCAAUCUCCCCUUUCGAGCCCUCAUUCCCUUGGCCCGCCCUUGAAUCCAAUGAAGGCCCGUCUAACAUCGACCAACAAGAAGAAGACAACCAAUAUUCUACAGAUAACACUCCUAAUCUCGAAAAUGGUUUGGUCGAGGCCCGAAAAUAUUGGAUCGGGCCUAGGCCGUCGAUCUCUGUGGUUGACCGGUUGAUCCAAGCCCUCGGCCAUAUAAAGGACCGGUCGAAGGACAAGGACAUGCUAAUACAGGUGUGGGUCCCGAUCACCCGAGAUGGGAAGCGCGUGCUUACCACGCACAACCAACCGUUCUCGCUCGAUCUCAACUGCCCGCCGAGGCUGGCCCACUACAGGGACAUAUCGGUCAAUUUCCAGUUUGUUGCUGACGAGGAGUCUAAGGAGGUUGUGGGGUUGCCCGGGAGGGUUUUUAUGAACAGGGCGCCAGAGUGGACGCCAGAUGUCCGUUUUUUCACGUGUGAUGAGUAUCCGAGAGUCGGGCACGCGCAGAGAUUUGACGUGAGGGGCACGCUUGCUGUGCCGGUAUUGGAAGAGGGAAGCCGGAAUUGUUUGGGUGUGAUCGAGGUUGUGUUGACUGAGCAGAAGAUACAGUAUAGGCCGGAGCUUGAGAGUGUCUGUGAAGCUCUUGAGGCCGUUAAUCUCAAGAGCACUAACGUCACAAAUACGAAGAACCUCAAGACAACAACUGACGAUUUACCUUACCAACCCGCACUGCCCGAAAUCCUAGACCUCCUUAGAUCCGCAUGCGAAAUCCACGGCCUCCCACUUGCCCAAACGUGGGCCCCGUGUUCUUCCAAUUGCUGGUGCUGCCCAGAUGGCGGCUCGAAUAACUGCCUUUCCCCAGUGGAGCUCGCUUGCCACGUGGCGGACCCACGCAUGCUGGGCUUCCACGAGGCGUGUGCCGAGCACCACCUGUUGAGGGGCCAAGGUAUCGUCGGGAAAGCCUUCGGUACAAACCAGCCGUGCUUCUUGCCUGAUGUGUCUGCCUGUAGCAAAACCGAGUACCCUUUGUCUCACCAUGCCCGCAUGUUCGGGCUUCGGGCUGCUGUUGCUAUACGCCUGAGGAGUGUUUUGACGGGUUCUGCCGAUUUUGUCCUUGAAUUCUUCCUGCCAACGGGCUGUGUGGCCCACGAGGACCAGAAGAAGAUGCUGAACUCCAUUUCGAACACCAUUCGAGAAGUUUGCCUGACUCUGCGUGUUGUCACGGAUGAAGAGCUUCAGGUGGAGGAGAAUUAUGCGGGAAAAUCUGUAGAAAAUCUGUCGAAGCUAGGAUUUGGGCUCGUUGAGAAUAAUGCGUCGACAUCUGGCGACAGGAGCUUGUCGUAUGCUAACAGGACGGGUGAGAAGAGACGGGCCAAGGCGGAGAAGACUAUCACGUUGGAGGUGCUCAGGCAGCACUUUGCUGGGAGCUUGAAGGAUGCUGCAAAGAAUCUUGGUGUUUGCCCCACCACCUUGAAGAGGAUAUGCCGACAGCACGGAAUCCAACGCUGGCCAUCCAGAAAAAUCAAGAAAGUGGGCCAUUCCUUACAAAAGAUCCAGCGCGUGAUCGACUCUGUCCAAGGCUCAUCCGGCGUCCUUCAAUUCGGUUCCUUCUACACCAACUUCCCCGAGCUCACAUCCCAAACGGGCCCCAAAACCUCGGCCCACGAGGUGAGGAAGCCCAAUGACGACCCAAAUCUCCCGCCAUUUGCAUCCCAGUCCCCUUCCUCCUCCUGCAGCCAGAACUCGAGCUCCAGCCAGUGCUACUCGAGCGAGGCCCAGCCCAACUCCUACCCACUAACAGCUCCCUGCCCUGAAGGCCCGACAGCCAAAGACGAGCCCUCUCGAGGCCCGACAAACAUUCCAAGGUCACGGAGCCAACCCUCGAUUUGCGGGCCCGAGGAAACGGGCAGUCAAAGGGUGAAAGUCAACUAUGGGGAGGACAUGAUAAGGUUCCGCAUGCGGAGCGGCUGGGGCUACAACGACUUGCUGCGGGAGAUCACGAGACGGUUUGGAGUGGGUGACGGGCCCACUGCAGGCCCAUUUCAUCUCAAGUAUUUGGAUGAUGAUGCUGAGUGGGUCCUGCUGACGUGUGACGAUGAUCUAGAGGAGUGCAUCGACGUGUGCCGCUCGUCCGGGGCCCACAUGAUCCGGCUCUCGUUUGUCCCGGUCAGCCGGGAUGUCGCUCGGGAUUAGAGAUGACUUUUCGUUGUAGAGGACAAGGUUUGUGGAG